Molecule: messenger RNA, 2102 nt
Organism: Diatraea saccharalis (sugarcane borer)
Lineage: Eukaryota; Metazoa; Arthropoda; Insecta; Lepidoptera; Crambidae
Source: the annotation of a GenBank genome assembly
UGAAAUGGAAACGUCACUUUUCUUUUCGAUGAAUGUGUGAAAUCCACCAAACAUUGUGCUUUGUUAUGUGUUUAUAAUAUUCGUGCAUCAUAAAUAGUUAGUGAAUAAGUAAAAUGGCAGAUUUUGAUGCUAUAUAUCCAGAUGAGACCGAAAGUGAGGAGAAUAUAGAGGAGACACAUGUGACGUUAGUGCCUGAUCCUAUUGUGGUUCGCGGAGCUGGUAACAUGACAGUUUUUGGUUUGAGUAACCGCUUCAACACAGAGUUUCCCUCUGGACUGCAGUCGCGAGUAGCCCCAGAGGAAUACCAGGCAACUGUGGUCCGAAUCAACAGUGUGCUGAAAAAGACUCUACCUGUCAAUGUAAAAUGGUUGUUCUGUGGCUGUGUUUGCUGUUGCUGCACACUGGGAUGCUCUCUCUGGCCAGUCAUUUGUCUUAGUAAAAGGACUCAACACUCCUUAAAUAAAUUGUUAGAAUGGGAGAACAGUCGCCUUUACAAUAAACUUGGUCUGCGCUGGCGUCUGACGAAGCAACACUGCGAUUCUUCCUCCAUGAUGGAGUAUGUACUUCUUAUAGAAUUCAUACCUAAAAUACCUAUAUACAGGCCUGAUUAGACCAGAAGAGUCUGAAUUCUUUUGUAUAGACACAUUAUUGAUCUGUAAAUAUAAGAUAAAAUGUUAUACUAAUUAUAUAUCGUAUCUAGAAUAUUGAUGUUUUUACCGACGAUAUGCGCAUACGCAUUUUACCGCAGAGGUACGAAAUCGUCUUUUAAAUGUAACAUAAACACCUACUGCUAUAUAUACAUAUUAAUACAAUAAUGAUCCAUUAUACAUAUAUCACACAUUUUUAUAUGAAAAAUCAAGAUUUACUUUGAAAUCUAUGGUCUUCAAACUUUACAAGUGAAAUACGCUGUAUAAUACUUACAAUUAGAUAUCCCUACAUAAGUAUAAUGCGUGGCACUUAAAACAAAAUAGCGAUUUACCGCGUGGACCCUUAUAAUAUAUGCCACAUAAAAUCGCCAUUUUGAUUUAACUUACCGCGCAAUCUUGUUUGGGGCAAUGCAAAAUAUUUAUUGUAAUAAUAUUGUUAAUUGCUUCAGUGUAUAGAAUUAAUGUUUAGGAUUUUGAAGCUUUUAUUGCUUAAAAUGCAAACGUUAACUCGUUUAUAGUAUGAAGAGUACGUAUUUAAUAAAAAAAAACCUAGUGAAUAAUGUCGAUAUUGAAAUUAGUGGUAAUCGAGAAUAUUAUUAAAUUCCUCGACAAAAAUUCUUUAAAAUGAGGCUGUUUAUACGAAUUAUUAUACGAAGUCAGUUUUCGAAAUAUAAUGCGACUUUGGUAUGAGGUACCUAAGUAUAUUUUACUUAACUAUUAAUCAAUACGCGCUUCAGCCAAUACUUUUGUUUACUGUCUUCGACCUAUAGACAUUGCUUCAGAUUAAUUUCGAUCUGAUAGUUUAUGUUAAAAAAAAUUAAAUUGUACCUUGUAAAUUCUUCAAAUAUUAUAUGUUUAAGUAUAAAUAUAUAUAUAUAUAUAUAUAAUAUUGAUCACACGGAAUUACCUAUAUAAUACAAUGAGGUACAGGCUCUGACAGAUAGUCGCUCUUAUUGCUAAGAGAAUAAGAAACAUGAAAUGCAUGUCAAAUUUGUAUUUUUUCAGACUUAUUACUUAAGAUAAUAUUAAGUAUGAACGAGAUAACUUUAUAAUAAUACUGUAAAAAUAAUCCUAGGACCCAAUGAUAAAAAUUUUCACAAAUAUUUACUUAUUCAGAUAAAGGUACUUGUUUUAAAUAUACUUUUAAUUUGCUAAAACCUCUGCAGAUCUACAAAUUGUACACACGGCUGCACGUCAGGGUACCAGAAUAUGUCAAAUUUCUGCAAUGAUUUUUUUUUUCUACCCACAAUAUAUUAAGGUAUAAUAUCUUUGACAGAUUUGUAUAGUCUGACGUACGGUUAUAUAUAUAUAUAUAUAUAUUUUUUUUUUAUUUACGUCUUUUAUUCAAAUAUUAUUUAUAAUAGUUUGCGAAAUGCAAAGCGGUCAUGCCUUAUUUUUUAACAAUAUACCAGUAAAUAAUUAUUUUCUAAUAAAUUAAUGAUAUAAGCAGACUCG